Bacillus rossius redtenbacheri is the source of this 396-nucleotide messenger RNA. RefSeq lists its product as uncharacterized. The coding region runs from base 1 to 396 and encodes 131 amino acids. The record is from RefSeq and is a predicted model, not a curated record. Gene Ontology annotation, molecular function: 2-oxoglutarate-dependent dioxygenase activity. NCBI's taxonomy places the organism in Eukaryota, Metazoa, Arthropoda, Insecta, Phasmatodea, Bacillidae. The transcript has 4 exons.
AUGACCUCCAUGAUCCUCUGCACGAGGAACUGCGACGAGCGCGCGGCGGCCAUCCUGCGGCAGCACUACGGCCGGCCGUACUUCCUGCCGCCCCCUGGAGGCGGCGGCGGGGGCGGGGGCAAGCUGGAGUGGAUCUACCUCGCGGGCCCCGGCUACAGGGAGACGAUUCACAUGGACGUUGUGGACCAACCCUCGUGGCAAGCGCAGCUUAAGGGCAGCAAGAGAUGGUUCCUGCAUCCGCCACCAGAGUGCUACUACCAGUGCGAGUCGCUGGAGGUCACCCUUAAACCAGGAGAAAUAAUUGUGGUGGACCCCACCAGGUGGUACCACGAGACGACAGUCAUCUCCAGCGAGUACAGCAUCACAGUGGGCGCGCAGUUCGACACGACCUGGUGA